AUGGCUGGUUUACCUGCGAAGAUUCGUAUUCAACCCUCCGACGUCAAAGCCGCCGCCUUGUGGGGCGUUACCGCCGCCACCGGCGCUCUCUACCUUGUCCAGCCUUGGGGCUUUUUGAAGAAGACCUUCUUUGAGAAGCCAGAGCCUGAACAAAAAUAA
Lathyrus sativus (Indian pea) is the source of this 159-nucleotide messenger RNA. The record is from the annotation of a GenBank genome assembly. NCBI's taxonomy places the organism in Eukaryota, Viridiplantae, Streptophyta, Magnoliopsida, Fabales, Fabaceae.